CUGUGGUCCCUGCAGUGUGCAGUUCACUGCCUGUGCUGUUGUUAUAUAACAGUGAGAGACAUUGAAGGGUCAUGCCAAUGAAUGUUGUUUUGGACGGUCCGGCCCCCUGGGGGUUUCGCCUGACAGGAGGAAAGGACUUCAACCAGCCCCUGACCAUCUCCAGGAUCACACCAGGCAGUAAGGCCGCCAUAGCCAACUUGUGCCCUGGUGAUGUCAUCGUGGCCAUCGAGGGAGUUCCAGCCACAGACAUGCUGCACUGCGAAGCCCAGAACAAGAUUAAAGAGUCCACCAAUCAGCUCCGUCUCUCUGUUGAAAGGAAUGAAGCAAAACUGUGGUCACCACGUGUUGUGGAGGAAGGCAGAGCUCACCCAUAUAAAAUCAACCUGGAAGCGGAACAGCAGGAGUAUAAACCUAUUGGCGCUGCUCACAACCGGAGAGCUCAACCAUUUGUUGCGGCAGCGAACAUCGAUGACAAGCAUCAGGUGGUCAGUGCCACCUACAACACUCCUAUAGGCCUUUACUCCGCUAGCAAUAUCCAGGAUGCAAUGGAGGGCCAGAUCCGAGGCCUUGUCCACCACAAGCCUGAGAGCCCCAGGGCUUUGACCAAGAUAGAGGAUUCUGAUGUGUACCGGAUGUUACAGACAGACGAGGAAGAGCCCCACGAGCCUCGGCAGUCUGGCUCCUUCAAAGCCCUGCAGGAGUAUAUUGAGAGUGAUGGCACUCGUCCCAUUGUGACCAAGACAGUAAAAGCCCCCACAACCAAGCCAGCACCGCCCACAGGAAACCUGCAGAAACUGCCCAUCUGCGACAAAUGUGGGAAUGGCAUAGUUGGGACAGUGGUGAAAGCGCGGGAUAAAUUCCGCCACCCUGAUUGCUUUGUGUGCGCCGACUGCGACAUGAACCUCAAACAGAAGGGCUAUUUCUUUGUGGAGGGGCAGCUGUACUGUGAGACUCACGCUCGUGCCAGAAUGAGACCACUGAAGGGACAUGACCUCAUUACAACUUAUUCUUCUGCAUAGAUUCUCCUCUUACAAGCACAGAUACAAACACUCACACAGGCACACACACUAUAGUAAACACUUCUAUUUCCUCCCAAGUGCUCAUCUACAUUUUAAUGUUGUCUGUGUGCAACAACAUUUUAGCAAGAAUAUACUUUUUCUGCAUAUAACAGUAUAUUGUUCUGACCUGUAAAUGACCUUUGUGUAGGAACAUUUUACAGGGCACACUUGAACAUGUGUUGUUUCAUGACCCCAGCAGAAGUGACAACAAAACACACUGAGAACUGUCACUUUCAUCGUGCUAGUUUCUCACAAUUUGAUGUCUUUGCAAUAAAGGGGAGAGGAAUGUU
This is a messenger RNA of Monopterus albus (swamp eel), 1348 nucleotides long. Its product is annotated as PDZ and LIM domain protein 3. The record is from RefSeq and is a predicted model, not a curated record. Lineage: Eukaryota; Metazoa; Chordata; Actinopteri; Synbranchiformes; Synbranchidae. Gene Ontology annotation, cellular component: filamentous actin; stress fiber; Z disc. Gene Ontology annotation, molecular function: actin binding; muscle alpha-actinin binding. Gene Ontology annotation, biological process: heart development; muscle structure development; actin cytoskeleton organization. The transcript has 7 exons. The coding region runs from base 72 to 1019 and encodes 315 amino acids.